Molecule: messenger RNA, 1869 nt
Organism: Triticum turgidum subsp. durum (durum wheat)
Lineage: Eukaryota; Viridiplantae; Streptophyta; Magnoliopsida; Poales; Poaceae
Source: the annotation of a GenBank genome assembly
AUGGAGGCAUUUAGUGACAGAUAUUUGGGCUUACCCACAGCGGUUGGGAGAAUCACUAGUGAGAUUUUUGACCAUAUUGGGGACAGAUCCAGGAGCAAAAUGAAUGGAUGGGCAGAGCGGCUACUAGCUUGUGCUGGGAGGGAAACUCUUAUUAAAUCAGUGAUCCAGGCCAUUCCAACCUAUAGUAUGAGUUGUUUUCGUCUAACGAAGAAGGUUUGCAAAGGCCUCACCGCUAGUAUGGCCAAAUUCUGGUGGAGUGGAUCUCUUGAUCGACGAUCUAUGCAUUGGCUAUCGUGGGAGAAACUUGCAUCACCGAAGUGUCAGGGAGGAAUGGGUUUUCGCGAUCUUGAGUUAUUCAACCUGGCACUACUUGGUAAGCAUGGAUGGAGAUUUAUUACUAAUCCUAACUCUUUAUGUGCCCAAGUGAUGAAGGGGCGUUAUUUUCCGGAUUGUGAUUUUAUGGAGGCUUCAGUACCACACACAUCGUCUGCUAUUUGGCAAGCGAUCAUCGCCGGAAGGGAAGCUCUCCAUGUUGGUCUCAUUAAGAGGGUGGGGGACGGCAGCACUAUCUCGAUUUGGGAAGAUAAGUGGAUCUCGGGCCUUUCAUCUCUGUCCCCUACGGUAAUGCCGGGAGGGACGACUCUUGCCACCGUCGGUGAGCUCAUCGACCAUGACAACGGGACGUGGCGGCGGGAAUUGAUCUACAAUGUUUUCAUUCGACCGGACGCCGACGCCAUAUUGAAUAUCCCCUUGCACCGCGGUGGGGGUGAUGAUUUUCGAGCUUGGGUUUUUGAAAGAAGCGGCAACUACUCCGUAAAAUCCGCGUACCGUGCUCUCGUGACUCGGAAAGAGCGGCUAGAUCAAGAGGAAGGGGCGGUUACAAACUCCUCACAGACCGAUGAACGGAUGUGGAAGUCGCUUUGGAAGCUCAAGGUUUUGCCGAAGGUACGUGUAUUCUGGUGGCGGGUUAUUCGUCGCAUUCUUCCAGAUGAGUGCACGCUUCGGUAUCGGCAUAUCAAACCUAUAAGUAGAUGCAAUGGCUGCCAUGCAAUGGAUGAGGAUCUCAUGCACACCUUAGUGCAUUGCUCUCAUGCCAAACUUUUCUGGGAGCAGGCUCACGGUCUCUUUGGCGUUCGACGGCCGCGGCUGCACCCUGAUACAUGGUCUCGUGAUAUCAUAUGUGAUGAUCAAUUCACGGACACUGAAAGGGCCCAAAUGAUAUCUGUUAUGUGGGCAAUCUGGCACUCGAGAAAUCGAGUGACUCAUGAUGAUGACCAGCUGGAGCCUUUCACUUCGGUGAGGCGGAUUCGGGAGGACUUGGCAUUGUUGGAUAUCCCACAUUCUCAUGCUGCAGUGCUACCAGGUCAUGGUUGGAGACCGCCGGACUCAGGGGUGGUUAAGAUCAACACGGAUGCAGCUUUGAGUAUGGAUUCCGACAAGGUGGGUGUGGGUGGUGUAGCACGUUCUAACACAACCUUGUUGGGUGCUUGGAGUAAACCUCAUAUUGGGGUCACGGAUCCUUUUAUCGGUGAGACGCUCGCGCUUCGAGAUGGAGUUAUUUUUGCAAAUCUACGGGGUUUCUCACAUGUGAUAAUGGAAACGGAUUGCCUGGAGAUUGUUAAUCUCUGGAACACUCGCCACAACAGCCUCUCUGUGGUGGCACCUUUACUUGUCGAAAUUGGAGAGCUAGCUGCUACCUUUUCUUCUUUUGUUAUUCAACAUGUAAUGCGAGCAACCAAUGUACUAGCCCACCUUUGUGCGAAACAUGCAUGUAUACUGGUGGUCACCGAGAGUUGGACUGACUCGAGACCCUCUUUCCUGCUCACCAGCCUUUUGGCUGAUGAUGCUAGGAGCUCGUUCGUUGAAUAA